Molecule: messenger RNA, 2721 nt
Organism: Etheostoma spectabile (orangethroat darter)
Lineage: Eukaryota; Metazoa; Chordata; Actinopteri; Perciformes; Percidae
Biological process (GO): membrane fusion; protein polyubiquitination; Golgi organization
Cellular component (GO): nucleus; cytoplasm; Golgi membrane
Molecular function (GO): ubiquitin protein ligase activity
Source: RefSeq, a predicted model, not a curated record
GCCAAACGCAGGGAACCUCCCAGGACAGGAAGUUCCUGUUUUUCAGACAAACACGCCUUCAACCUCACAGGUGCCCCCUACAACAGCCCCUAUCUACAAUCUUCGCCCAUCCACCCGAAAGGGCCCAGGACACAGGAGGUUUCUGGCACAAUUAAGAAAUCCAGUGGCUCAGUCUUUUACCAAAGAGGUAAUUCUUCUGCCAGACCAUACAUCUACAAAUGUGCCAAGGCGUGCCAGCAAAGCUUGGCUUUUUGAAAAUGGACAUAUAAAAUCUGCAUUGGAAUUUGGCUGUGACUGGGACUCUGGCAAAGUAAUGCAGGCAAUAACGGCAGCCUUCCAGCCUGUUGUGGAGGGAUGCAGGUUACAAAUCUUGAUGCCAUGCCACAACAGACUAGUUGAGCCAUCCCUCAGCUCCAAUCAGACUUUGAGUGGACGCCUUUUAAAAAAAUUGUUUCAUCAGAAGUCCAUAUAUGUCAGGCCUGACAAGGUCAUUUUAAGUGAGGAGAAAGAAUCUACAUGUUCUGAUGGAGACCAGGCAGGGAGCCUUGAUUUCGCUCAGUCAUCGGACAGUGACAAUUGUGUCACUGGCAGCGUUGGUGACAUUUCCAAAGAAGUUGUCUCUUCUAUCGCCACUGUUGAGGCCCAGUCCCUCUUCAAUGAUUCCCCUUCCAUCUCCAGUGGUGAUCAAGUUAUCUGGUGUGUUGCCACCCAAAAUAUUUGCACCAAUGAACCUUCCAUCUCAGUUGACACCGCCACCAUGUCCACUAGUGCUCCUGUCAUCACUAUUGAUGAGACUCUCACCCUGUCCAGUGGCUCCUCUUCCAUCUCCAGUGGCAACACCCAUGGCUUGCCGAUUGGUCCCACAGCCAAUGCUAGUGGUGACACGCAUUGGUUCUCUGCUCAUAACACCUCUGCUGUGUCCCACGGUCCCACCCAACCCAGCACAUCCUACAGUACAUACCUUGACCUGUUUGAGGAAGAAUACCUCUCUGAUGACCCUGAUCUACAGGAAGCCAUUUCAAGGUCUUUAGAUUCCAGUGCAAGUGAGAGUGAUUUAAAGAAGACUUCAGAGAUAAUAAUGGAGCAGAUUGCUUCUCGAGUAAAUAAUGACAGCACUGUACGCUUCAAUAUCAUAAGAAGAAAUGUGUGGGAUGGAGCAUCCAGAGCCAUGGGCAGAUCCAAUUUUUCACCUGAGAAGAAGGUAGAUGUUAAGUUCACCGAUGACUAUGGAAUAUCUGAGGGUGCUGUAGACAAUGGAGGACCUACUCGGGAGUUUUUCCGACUCUGUCUACAUGAAAUCAAGGACAACAUUGGCAUCUUUGAGGGUCCCCCUAAUGCUAAAGUCCUCACAUGCAACUCCAAAGCGAUGAAAGACAAUGGAUACUUCUACGCUGGCCAGAUCAUGGCAAUGUCAAUUGCCCAUGGGGGGCAGAGUCCAUGUUUCCUGUCUGAACUCUUGUAUGAGUGUCUUCAAAAGGGUCCAGACAACGUAAAGGUCAAAACUGAACACAUUACUGAUGAAGAAACAAGGUCACAGGUGCAGUCGAUCUUAGAGGCUGAGACUGAUUCACAACUGCAGGAGGCAGUUGCACAGGCAGCCAUCUUGAUCAGUCUUGCUGGUCACAAUGUUCGCAUAACACUGGAAAACAAACAAGAGACUGCUUUGGACUUGGCUCACUGGUAUGUCCUCCAGCGAACACGUGCACCUUUUGAAAGGUUCAGAGAUGGGUUAACAUCUCUAGGUGUCCUAGAUGCUAUCCAGAAAUACCCUCUACAAAUAAAGAGCCUUUUUGUGAAGCCCGAAAAGAGUUUAACAGCUGCUGAUGUGGAGAAUCUCCUCCAGAUCUCACACUCUGAAAGAGGGAGUAAUGCAUUCCGAGAAGAGUGCCGGACCCUGGCUUUCUGGCAAGACUAUCUUCAGGAUGCUGAAAUUGAAAAUGAUGUCUCUCUGGAGGAUAUUCUUGUUUUCUUCACUGGAUGUGACAGCAUUCCAGCACUGGGUUUCUCUCCGAAGCCAAGCCUUGAGUUCAUCACCCACUCCCGAUUUCCAGUGGCCAAUACUUGCGAAAAUAUUCUUCGCAUACCAGUUUAUGCAGUAUACACUGAUUUUAAAUCUAACAUGGACUUUGCCAUACGCAAUUCACCAGGAUUUGGAAGAGCGUGAGAGGUAAUGUUAUGGAGGGCUUGUAGAGCUUGAGAUAUAAUGAGGAAGGAAUUGUUUUUUUUUAAGUGCUAGGUUUAUUUCCUUCUGUUAUUCCCUGAGACAAAAACUAAGCAUUUACUGUAGUAAAGACAAGAAAAAUGUACAGUAAAACAAGUAAGUAUGUUCUUUCAUUUGAAGAUAUAUUUCAAGCCAUGUUUUUCUGUUUCAGAUUUAAUAAGGUGCACUAUGUGAACUUUUUUUCAGUUGAUACAUGUGAGGCACUUUUUGUUGCAUUUUUGUCAACCAGUUCUCUAACCUGAAAAACCAUAUGCCCAUAACAGCGUUAGAUUGAUUAGAUUGAUUGAUUACCACAGACAUGGAUAAAAUGAGAUCAUUACAUGAUAAAUGUCCGAAUGGUAAAAAUAAUAAGCACAGUUAUGGUUAAUAGUGCUCAGAUUUGGGGUUGAAGGCUAGAUGUAGCUAAACCACUGUACUUAACUAUGGGUUGUAAAAUAAAAACAGGUUGCUCAAACAACCCAUUAGCAAAUUUUGUACAGGAGAAGAGGCUCACUGUAGCU